AAUGUGUAGGGAAGGAGGCUGAACAGACAGAGAAAGACAUUUGUAGGGAGAUUAAAGCAGAGAGUAGGGGAGGAGAGAAGAAAGCACUACUAGUAAAUAGUAAACGUCGGAGCUGUGAGAGGAAGAAAGAAAGAAGGAAAAAGAGAGAGGAGAGAAGAGCCAGUAAUUGGGCUGCCGAGAGCGAGAGCCAGGGGUACGCCCAGCGAAUGGACUUGGGCUGCACAGGAGCGCUCCUACAGUGAGGACCAAAUUAAUUGGUUGGCGAGAUACCAUUCGCAAGAUGGCAGGAGAAAAGGUCAGACCCACCCAGUCUCUGUUUGACAUCAACUUCCAGUCCCUGGCCUCUCAGGAACUGGACCUGAAGCAGAUGGAGCUGGAUUCUGCCGCUGCUAAACUGGACGAGCUGAAGAGGGACUUGGAAAACAGGAGGGAGACGGUAAAGAAUAGCAAUAAAGAGGGUUUGCAAGUUUCUUCCCAACAGACAUCCAGCUCCUCUCUCUCCCCUGCUCUGACACGCCGGGCCCAUUCCUCUUCUGCACUCAAUGCAACACCUUCACUUAUUUCUCUGAAGCCUCGCCUAUCGGAGUCCUCAUUGAGCACAGCAUCAUCACAUGCUAUCAGCUCCAGCUCUUCUGUUCCUUCCAUUUCCAUCAGUUCCACAGUUAUUACUUCCCCCUCAAUGGCCCGUAGGUCUAUCCCUACAGAGAGCGUAGAACCCUACCUUACUUUAAAUUCUCAGAUCCCUUUGGGCCGUCCCUCCUCACCUCGCCAUCAGUAUUAUGACCGCCCCCACACAGUUUCUACACGGCUGUCUUCCAGUUCAUAUGAUUAUGCCCUGGGACCUAGGACAGCUUCUCCUAGUCUUGAAGGACAUUCAGGAGCAAUGUAUUCAGACUGGGGUUCAUUACAAAGACGAGGUUAUGAAGCCCCUCAUGGAUACACUUCCAGGUUUCCAGAUGAUGUCGGUUCUCCAAGGCGUCGGCAGCAGCAGCAGCGCAGUUGGAAUGAGUCUGACCUAGAUGUGGCAUAUGACAAGAAAACACCACAGGGAAGAGCAGAUCAUGGUAUUGCUCAAAGCUUGCCAAUAGUGAAGGCCUGGAAGGAGAGUAGUCUGGACCCAGCAUCAAUAAGCAAGGGUGAUUCCUCCUCUUCAACACUUCCUCGUGGCUACAAGUUCUCUGCAGGAGCUGAGCCAAGUUUUCAAGCUGUGGAACCUGGAUGGAGGGCAGGGACUGGUUCUCUGCCCCGAUCCAUUCUAGCCCAACAGCCAAUCUCCCGUAUCCAAGUUCCACCCCAGGAAGGCAAAGGACAACCUCACAGACCUCUUCCUCUAUCUAUGAUCUGCCGCCUGCAAAAUGCAUUGUGGGAGCACCAGGCUCCAACUCUUUCAUAUGGCAUGUCUCCUGCACCAACUGUACCUACUGCAGUUUCAAUGCCCCCUGUACCAUCUGUACCUUUACCAGUGGUUCCAGAAUGGGAGUUGCCUGCUGUCACUCCAGUGCCUCCUCCAGCAAACGAAGAAGUUCCCCGUCCUCUAAGUCCCACACGUCUUCAGCCAAACCUGCCUCCCUCAAUGGCUGAGGUGCAAAAAGUUCUGGAGGACAUACCUCGCCCUUUAAGAAGAAGAGGUUCCCAGGAACUCACAACACAAGCUCAACCCCUGCCAUCCCAUCGACGCCAGUAUCGCCAGAUAAUGGGACGACUUUUUGGAAGGCCUACACCUAAACAAAGCUCUGCUCCUGAGCAAACAAAAGCUGAGGAUAAACUUCAGGGGUCUGCAGUCAAAUCUAUUAUUUCUCCUAAAGAGCCACCAUUAGAAGAGGAUUUGAACAAUAAAAUUGACCCCAUCCCUGAGGAAUUCAGGACAGAUGAGAAGCCUAUGCCUGAUGAUAAACUGUGUGUUAUAAUGGAGGCAUCAGAGUCCCGGGUUGGUGCAUCUGCCCCAGUGCCAGGAGAUGUGGAAUUUAAAGUACCACUGGUUAUCAGUGGCAGUCAGAACUUGGGACUUCGUUCAGCACUGAAGGGUCAAGGUUCACCCCAGAGGCAGCGCCCCCCUCAUGCCAGACUGGACCCCCUUAUUUUACUUCUGGAUGCAGCACUCACAGGGGAAAUGGAUGUGGUGAACCAGGCUCUUAAAGAGGUAAAUGAUCCAAGCCAGCCAAAUGAGGAGGGAAUAACUGCUCUUCACAAUGCUAUCUGUGGAGCCAACUAUAACAUUGUUAACCUGCUUGUUAGCAAUGGAGCCAAUGUAAAUGCUGAAGACAGCCAUGGAUGGACUCCCCUUCACUGUGCUGCCUCCUGUAAUGACCUCCAGAUAUGCCUACUUUUGGUACGUCAUGGUGCAGCCAUUUUUGCAACCACUCACAGCGAUGGAAGCCUUGCUGUGGAAAAAUGUGAUCCUUACAGGGAAGGGUACCAAGAAUGUGUAAACUACCUUACUAAUGUAGGACAAUGCAUGGGAGAAGCACAGAGUGGAGUGGUGUAUGCUUUGUGGGAUUACAGUGCAGAAUUUGCUGAUGAACUUUCUUUGAAGGAAGGGGACACAGUUACUGUCCUAAGGAAAGAUGGAGAGGGUGGAUCUUGGUGGUGGGCAUCUCUGUGUGGUCGGGAAGGCUAUGUUCCUCGCAACUAUUUUGGGCUAUACCCAAGAGUUCGCCCUACGCGUAGUCCCAAGUGAUGUUACAACAGCAGUGAAUUUCAACUAACCUUGAUGUAAUUUGCACUCAUCAGAUGCCCAUUUUGUAUUUCUGUGCAUACAACUAGCCAAUGCAUUGUCUAAUUCAUGCCACUUUGUGUAAUGCGUUUUUUUUUUCUUGUUUGUUUUUUUAACCAAACCCAUAGUAAGUGACUCAGUGUAUGCCAUCUGGUACACUAUGUGUGCUUGAUAGUAUUAUGUGUAUUGUAGGUAGCUGUUGUAUGGAAGAGAAUUUUGCAUUUCGUAUAACAAUGUAUUAGCUGUGGGAAUUGUGGGAAUGUUAAGCUUUUGUUAUUUGUCUUUGUAUAAACACUAUUUUAUAAUAAAAUAAUUAAAAUCA
Xenopus tropicalis (tropical clawed frog) is the source of this 3035-nucleotide messenger RNA. RefSeq names its product protein phosphatase 1 regulatory subunit 13 like (gene ppp1r13l). Gene Ontology annotation, cellular component: nucleus. Lineage: Eukaryota; Metazoa; Chordata; Amphibia; Anura; Pipidae. The record is from RefSeq and is marked provisional. Gene Ontology annotation, molecular function: p53 binding. Gene Ontology annotation, biological process: regulation of apoptotic process.